AUGAGAGAAGUCCUUGUUAUCGGCGGUACUGGCGCCCAAGGCCUACCGGUUGUCAAAGCUCUCUCCUCGAGCGAACAAUUUUCCGUCCGAGUUCUCACUCGAGAUGCAAAAUCCGCGCGUUCGCUAGAGAUUGCUAAGUUUCCCAAUGUGUCUCUAAUUGAAGGCAGGCAAGAUAGCCAGGAAGAUUUGCAUAGGGCCUUCAAAGGCGUUUACGGGGCAUGGGUUAACACUGAUGGUUUUACCCUGGGGGAGAAGAAUGAGCUCUUCUACGGCUGCCGAGCUUAUGAAAUUGCCAGGUAUCACGGCUUGCAGCACUAUGUCUAUGCCUCCGCAGACUUUGCUCUUAAGCAUGCUGAUUGGGAUGAAAAUUACCAUUGGGGACAUAAUGAUGCCAAGGGCAGAGUUGCAGAAUAUAUUCUCGCUCAAGGACAGGAUCAGAUGAAAAGCUCAGUACUUACUACAGGCCCUUAUAUGAACAUGCUUUGGGAUGGAAUGUUUGUUCCUACCAAGCAACCUGAUGGCUCAUUUGUCUGGGCUAAUCCAGCGCGUAUGUCUCCCUAA
Messenger RNA from Aspergillus welwitschiae, 561 nucleotides. RefSeq lists its product as uncharacterized. The record is from RefSeq and is a predicted model, not a curated record. Lineage: Eukaryota; Fungi; Ascomycota; Eurotiomycetes; Eurotiales; Aspergillaceae. The transcript is spliced from 2 exons. Bases 1 to 561 code for a protein of 186 amino acids.